CAAUUGAGGGGUCUAUUCCAGUUGUCCAAAUGCUUCACGACAUAAGAAUUAUGACUCGCAUGAAAAAUGGAACUGCAUGCUUGUCUUUGAUUCGAACUCCAUUCUUCCAGCACAACUACUAUUCUAUAUUUCUACAGCUAAAGAGGCAGGAAACACUAACGGGAAGGGCCUAAUGGACAUGGUGCACCUUCCCGUUCUCAUCCUCCUGAUCUUGAGUUCGCCCUGCCAAUCCAAUGACCAGCUCACACAGGCAAAGCCACUCUCCCCUGGAGACCUUCUCAUCUCCAAGGAUGGAGUCUUUGCUCUUGGCUUCUUCUCCCCAACCAACUCCAACAAGAGCUCAUACAUCGGAAUAUGGUACCACAACAUCCCCAAUCACACCGUUGUGUGGGUCGCCAAUCGUGACAGCCCAAUCACCACUCCGUCAGCGAAGCUCGCCAUCACCGACAACCAGGAGCUAGCCCUGUCCGACGACGAGGGCCGCACCCUAUGGACGACGGCGAGGGGGAGCAGCACCGCCACCGCCACCACCGGAGGUGCUGGAGCUGUCGCCGUGCUACUCGGCUCUGGAAACUUCAUCCUCCGGUCGGCGAACGGCACGGACAUGUGGCAAAGCUUCGAUCACCCGACGGACACAAUGCUCCCAACGAUGAAGGUUUUGCUCAGCUACAAGGGACAUGUGGCGACGCGCUUCAUUGCUUGGAAGGGCCCUGCUGACCCAUCCACCGGGGCCUUCUCCGCUAGCAUCGAUCCCAGCUCAAACCUUCAGUUCUUCGUCUGGUAUGGGACCCGGCCCUACUUGCGCAUCAAUUUUUUCGGCGACACCUCGUUGUUCGGGGGCGGCGGCACCACCUCUUCCUCCAUCGUGUACCAGAGGACGGCUACAGGGGACGAGUUGUCCUACAUGUACACGGUCCCCGACGGCUCAUCGUACACGCGCUUUUUGCUCGAGUACACCGGCAAGGUCAGGGUCCGGGCCUGGAACAACAGCACAUCAUCGUGGGCAGCCGGUUUCGAGCGCCCCAGCUCUAGUUGUGACCUCUACGCGUCGUGUGGCUCGUUCGGCUACUGCGACAACACGAUGGCUGUCCCAGCUUGCCAGUGCCUCGACGGGUUCGAACCCAUCGACGGCCUUGACAUGUCUAGAGGAUGCCGGAGAAACGAGGCACUGGGAUGUGGAACGAAGGAUCGUUUCGUGCCUUUGCCUGGGAUGAAGGUUCCCGGCAAGUUCUUGCAUAUCGAGAACACAAGCUCCGACCAGUGCGCGGCGGAAUGCAGGAAGAACUGCUCUUGCACGGCGUACGCUUAUGUCAGCAUGAGCAGUGCUGGAACUUUGGCCUCCACAUCGAGGUGCCUGGUUUGGACUGGGGAUCUCAUCGACACGGGGAAAGUUGGUAUCUUUGGUUCUGACUUGUACCUUCGGCUUGCUGGCCGGUCUCAUGUUCGAAAUAAGAGCAAUAUAGAAAAGAUUUUACCCCCGGUUAUAGCAUGUGUGCUGCUACUCUCAUGCGCAGCCCUUGUUUGGAGAUGCAAAUACAGAGCAGCAGGCAAACAGCACAAGAAGGAAGCCCGAAAGAGAAUAAUGCUAGAAUACUUAAGGUCUACUGAUGAAGAUGGCGACAACAAUGUAGAACUCCCUUAUAUUAGCUUCAAAGACCUCGUUGUGGCAACGGACAAUUUCUCUGAUUCAAAUAUGCUUGGCAAGGGAGGUUUUGGCAAAGUUUACAAGGGAUUCUUGGAUGGUACCAAGGAAGUAGCCAUCAAGAGACUUAGCAAGGGCUCCGGACAAGGCACGGAGGAGUUCAGAAAUGAAGUGGUCUUGAUUGCAAAAUUGCAGCACAAGAACCUAGUUAAGCUUCUCGGUUGUUGUAUUCAUGAAGAUGAGAAGUUGUUGGUUUAUGAAUACUUGCCCAACAAAAGCUUGGAUAAAUACCUCUUUGACUCUGCAAGAAAGACAAAGCUUCAGUGGCAGACAAGGUAUAAAAUAAUCCAAGGGAUAGCUAGAGGAAUUCUUUACCUCCAUCAAGAUUCAAGACUAACAAUUAUUCAUAGAGAUCUCAAAGCAAGUAACAUCUUGUUAGACAAAGAGAUGAUACCAAAGAUAUCAGAUUUUGGUAUGGCCAGGAUAUUCGGCGGUGAUCAGCACCCAGCAAAUACUAACAGGGUUGUCGGGACAUAUGGUUACAUGUCCCGUGAAUAUGCAAUGGAAGGUGCAUUUUCGGUCAAGUCUGACACCUACAGCUUUGGUGUUCUACUUUUGGAGAUUGUGAGUGGAUUAAAGAUCAGCUCACCUCAUCUUAUCACGGAUUUUCCUAACCUUAUUGUAUAUGCAUGGAACUUAUGGAAGGAUGGUAAAACAGAAGAUUUGGUGGACUCAUCUGUUAAGGAGAACUGUCCAUUAGAUGAAGUUUCACGGUGUAUCCACAUAGGACUUUUGUGUGUUCAAGACAGUUCAGAUGAUAGACCGCUCAUGUCAGCAAUUGUGUCCAUGCUGGAGAACAAAACCACGCAGCUCCCAAUACCAACGCGACCUGUGUAUUAUGCGCGUAGGGAUGCUGAACCUGGAAGAAACUACAACAGAGCAUUGUCCUUGAAUGGCAUGAGCUUCACAGAGCUAGAAGGCCGAUAGAUGUUAAACAACAACAUUUACUCUCUUUGAAUUUCAGUAAUUGGCAAUAGUGUACCAAAUCUUUGCUUAACUGUAUUUGAGUAAGUGAAUUUGACAUAUGUGCUCCCUCUGUCUAUGAGCUUAUCACAUGGACAACACCAUACAUAAAAACUGACGAUGUCUAUAUAGGCAUGCCUCAUUUCAGAGUGAUGCUUUUUUCAUCUUCAGUUGCUUUGUUAUGUACCAGGUUGUUAAGAACUUUUCUUUAUCCUAA
Molecule: messenger RNA, 2882 nt
Organism: Setaria italica (foxtail millet)
Lineage: Eukaryota; Viridiplantae; Streptophyta; Magnoliopsida; Poales; Poaceae
Product: receptor-like serine/threonine-protein kinase SD1-7
Exons: 7
Coding region: 77-2629 (850 amino acids)
Biological process (GO): protein phosphorylation; recognition of pollen
Molecular function (GO): protein serine/threonine kinase activity; ATP binding
Source: RefSeq, a predicted model, not a curated record